Erpetoichthys calabaricus (reedfish) is the source of this 4025-nucleotide messenger RNA. RefSeq names its product inositol polyphosphate-5-phosphatase Jb (gene inpp5jb). NCBI's taxonomy places the organism in Eukaryota, Metazoa, Chordata, Cladistia, Polypteriformes, Polypteridae. Gene Ontology annotation, cellular component: cytoplasm; ruffle; plasma membrane. The record is from RefSeq and is a predicted model, not a curated record. Gene Ontology annotation, biological process: negative regulation of peptidyl-serine phosphorylation; phosphatidylinositol dephosphorylation. Gene Ontology annotation, molecular function: phosphatidylinositol-3,4,5-trisphosphate 5-phosphatase activity; phosphatidylinositol-4,5-bisphosphate 5-phosphatase activity.
CUCGCGCGCGCACCUGCUGCCUACGCCGCGUUCCCGCAGACGCCGCUCGCCGUUCCCACCAGCGGGUUUUUAUUUUUUGCGCUUCCCAAGCCCGGGGUGCCUGCGUUACUUCCCUUUUCCAAAUGAUGGGGAGCUCGCAUCUCGAGAGAAGGGGACGCCUUGCGAUGCCUGCUUUCUGGACGUGUCUCGGGGAGCGCUGAAUUGGCUGCGCGGGGGCGGGCGGACAGGCGGCCAGGGCAUCACCUGCCACUGCACGGCGGCGUCCUUCUUCGCGCUCCUCCGCGGCGCGGCAGCGGCUUGCCAGCAGUUUGUGUUUGGGCAGCGGUGGCAGCUGUGCUUUGGCGUCGCGUUUUAUUAUUUUGGAGAAGGAACAUAAAACGCCGCAGCGUCGCCCGCUCCUGUUUUGUUCUAAUGGGCGUCGCUGGCCGAGUAGCUGCCUUUAUUUGAACUUUUAUCUCAUCAGCGAGAAUUUUGCGGAAGCUGCCCGGACGAGGCUGGCUCUGCGUUGGCCUCUUCGCUUUAUUUGUGCCCGUGACGUUUCACUUCAUGCCCAAGAGCUGCCCUGUCCGUAGGCGCACAAGGUGAGGUGAUGAUGUAGGGCAGCUGGCCAUGCGAGACGGAGGGCGGCCGCGAGUUUGACAUCAGGCUCGACGUAACGAGGACCGGAGGAGCGCAGGCGGAGCGAAGGCAGGAACGUCCAAGACGAGCGUGCGGGGGACCACUGCCCGCCAUCCAGAUGCAAACAUGAACCCAGCGUCAGAAGAACCAAAAAAACAAGCCCCAUGCGACCGCUUGACAGCUGACCUCGAUGCCGUCAGUCAAUCUCGAAGAUCUCCUAAACAGGGGCGUGCAGACAUACCAUCUUUUGCUCUUCAUGAACCAAAGCAAAGAAAGGCCAAAGGAAACAGUGGACCAAAAAUACCAACUGGAUUAUCUUUGGCGAUUGCUGCAGAUGAAGAAUCUCCUGAUGCUUGCAGAUUUGGACAGGGACUUUCUCCUACCAGCGCUUACAUCUCUCCCAGCUCCAGCAGGCCAAGGUCACCUGUACACGCUGGGGAUCCCGUGAAAUCAGCAGAUUCUUUAUUAAAGGGUCCUGGUGUUUCCAGCCCUACUGGUUUUAGUUCAUCAUUAAAAACAAUCCAGAAUCCAACUUUUGCCACUUCUGGUAAAGUCCAUGCCGCACCAGUCAGAUCCCCGAGUACGCCAACAAGUCCCAGUGUACCUGAGCUUGCAGGAGAGGCGUCGUUCAAGUCUGCAGUAUAUGCUCUCGGUAUCCAAUAUCCAGAGUCUUCCACUUCAGGAAAGCACGGCGACCUGAAGAUGAAAGAAGCGACGGAGCCAAUGGGGGAGAAUGAGGACGACGACUUUAGGAUUCACAUUGUAACCUGGAACGUGGCAGCAGCCACCCCUCCUGAUGACAUCACAUCCCUCCUGGGUCUCAAUGUGGGCGACGGAAGGACUGACAUGUACAUAAUUGGACUUCAAGAAGUAAACUCCAUGAUCAACAAAAGACUCAAAGACGCCAUCUUUACUGACCAGUGGAGUGAACUUUGUAUGGAUUCCUUGGCGUCAUUUGGAUAUGUUAUGGUCACAUCGCAGCGCAUGCAGGGGGUCCUCCUGCUGAUAUUGGCCAAGUACUAUCAUCUGCCUUUUCUGAGGGACAUCCAGACGGAAACAACAAGAACUGGAUUGGGAGGCUACUGGGGUAACAAAGGUGGUGUCAGUGCCCGGAUGUCGGUUUUUGGCCACAUGGUUUGUUUCCUGAACUGCCACCUGCCAGCCCACAUGGAAAAUUCGGAGCAGCGUAUGGAAGAUUUUGAGAGUAUAUUGCAACAGCAGUUUGACAGCCAAAGUGCCACAAGCAUUCUGGACCACGAUGUUGUCUUCUGGUUCGGAGACCUGAAUUUUCGAAUUGAAGAUUACGACAUGAAUUUUGUGAAGUAUGCUAUUGACAGUAAUAAACUUUCCAUGCUGUGGGAGAAAGACCAGUUGAACAUGGCGAAAACAAUGGAACCGGUGCUGGAGGGCUUUCACGAGGGUGUGCUGCGGUUCCCCCCAACAUAUAAGUUUGACGUGGGCACCAGCAUUUACGACACCAGUGCCAAGAAGAGAAAGCCAGCCUGGACGGACCGCAUCCUUUGGAAGACGAAGAAUCCCGAAUCCAAAGCCUCGACUCCACAGACGGCCUCAAAGCGCCAUUCUGGUGUCCUGCAGGCCGGAGGCUUAGUGGUGAGCCAGCACAGCUAUCGGAGUCACAUGGAGUACGCGGUCAGUGACCACAAACCGGUCUCCUCCAUCUUCACUCUCAAGUUUCCCUACAAGAUAGACGUACCUUUUGUCCAACUGGCAGUAGAGGAUGAAUGGAACGCGGUGUCUGAUGCCAUCGUCAGGUAUAAAAUGGCACAGACCUUUCCUCGCAGUUCUUGGGACUGGAUUGGUCUCUACAAGGUGGGUUUCCGGCAUCAGAAGGACUACGUGAGUUAUGUCUGGGCGAAGCAUGAAGAUCCGGUGGGCACAAACCAGCACUACCAGGUGUCAUUCACCGAGGAGUCCUUGCCUAAAGGCUCAGGGGAGUACAUUUUAGGAUACUACAGUAACAACCUGAGUACCAUUGUGGGAGUAACCGAACCCUUCCAGAUCUCACUUCCCACCUCCAGUCCCAGCAGCAGCCCCUCCGACAGCUCCGAGUACAGUUCUGAAGACGACAGUACCCUGGUUUUGCUCAGAACCAAAUCUAGGAGCCCCAGUCCGGGAAAAGCAAGGCAGCGAGGACGACGAAGUAGGAGCCGCAGUCCAGUGCUACCCAAACUCCAAGGCCUUAAUCUACGACCAAAAUCCAGAGACAAGAGCAAAGGCCGCAGCCCUUCUCCUCGUGCGGGGCACGGAAGUAAAAGAGAACGCCUUGUACCUGAGCCAGAGGCACCGGUCAGCAUGGCGGCCCCUCCAUCACGCAGCAGUGGUCACAGCAGACCUGGCAUUGAGGUCACCACCCCUGAACCCAAUGAGAGGAACAAAGUGGUGAUGAGGAAAACGCCCGAUGGUGCACUGGCACCGUCAGACAACUCCAAGGACGUGGGAUUGUGACAUGGGGGCAGAAUUCCACACUCGUACAGUAGAGAGACGGGACAGUUCAGUCCAUUCCUGUGUGAACUCCAACCUCUCCAGUGUCUCCGUCACUGACUUUGGACCCAUCAUGUCUGAUUCCCCAGUACUCUCUCCUGUCUUCUUAUGUUAUCGACGUCAACUGGUACUUUAGGCUACGCUCACAUUACCAGGCUCAGGUGACUCAAGCACCAUUGUUUUUGCCCAAUACGACACAAAUCUGAUGUUUUCAGGGCUGUGUGGACACAAAAACCCAGAUUGGAGUCACCUGUGACACGAAUGACAAGUCGGACUGAGGGCCAUCAUCAUCAGCCAGCACCGGCUGGGCCAUAACUCAACAAUGGAGGAGGCCUAUGGGUGUGACAACAGUCGCAGUCCUACCACUGCUGCCUCCUUUCUCUUGCCCACACAUCUCUUGGUAAGGUAGUGCCAGCCAGAGCUGCCCAAUUUUUUUCUGAACUGGCUCAUGAACACCUGACAAACCGUUUGCUGUCCUCCAGAGCAAAAUGUGAUGCUUACACCAGCUAGCAGCACAUCCACUGGGGCCGUUUUAAUACCACAAAUCGUCUCACAAAUGUGUUGGUUUUUGUUGUUGGUGACACAGAUGACUCGAGCACAAACAUAUCAAUGUGUACGUCAGUGGACAGACACGUUAGAAACAUCUAGAAGGGCAAAAAAAAAGGGAAUUGAGCGAUGUGACUUGUAAUGUGAACGUAGCGUUAGUGACCCGAGUGUCACUUUACAGAUCACGUCAUCUCCUCCUGCACUCCGCAUCAACAGACUGUGAAGCAACAAGAGCCUCGCCAGUGCUGGCGUCACCACCGAUGGUCACCUGUUAGGACUGGUGAAGCUCAAUAGACCCUUUGUGUACAAUGCUGUAUUUUGGUUGUGAUUUCUGUUAAUUACAGAAUUUAAAAAGUAAA